Messenger RNA from Penicillium coprophilum, 276 nucleotides. RefSeq lists its product as uncharacterized. The annotation marks the transcript as partial. The record is from RefSeq and is a predicted model, not a curated record. The transcript is spliced from 3 exons. Lineage: Eukaryota; Fungi; Ascomycota; Eurotiomycetes; Eurotiales; Aspergillaceae.
CUAGUGGCUCGACGGGAAAUAUUGAAAGCGCUAGAGCGGCCAAAUUUUAGUGGGAGUAAGGAGAAGCAGUCUAUAAAACUUAGGAACCUUAUUACCGGCACUAAGCUUACCUACCUAUCUCGUAAUACGGUGUCUCUCUUUCGAGAUCUUUCGGAUACCGACGAAACUAGGGUGAAAUUUAUGCUCUGCCCCCCCUCCCUCCGAUUUAUCCAAAGAGGAAAUAUAGGAGAUCCGACCCUUUAUACAGAAGCUACUACGAAACGAAAUCCUUUUUGA